AUGGCGCUCUCCGGCAACAUUAGUGAGCAUGAUCUCAGUCUCACAUCCCCGAGUACCGGCGAAUCUCCAGUGGUACUCACCAUCACGACGCCGAAGAAACGACAAGGCUCAACUGAUCCCACCGAUCGAACAGUCUCCUCCGCCCUGCGAAGGCUCGCACCUAAGCCUUUCGCAAACAUGAGCGGCAGCAGCCACAACCCCAUCAUCGUCAACGAGGAUCCAUCACCUCCACGGCGAGCAACGCGAGCCCCGAAGCGCAGACAGAAACACAAAAAGCUGUCAGAGCCGCAUCAGUUCAUCGGCAACGGAUAUAGAGAACUGUACAGCUACGGUGUCUCCAGACCGGCAUUGGCAGCCAUGCCUGCGAACGGCAGCACAUUUACCGGGCACCAGAGUCAUGAUAUCUAUCGCAUGAUGAGCGCAAAGAUCACUGCCGCGCCUGAGGUUAGCCCAAACGCAGCAUGGGGUCGACACACGCUCAAUGUACCUUUUGAAGUACAGUAUCCACUCUCCGCGCCGGUUCUUGCGCAACACGCGCCACAACACCAACCAUCAUAUGCGCAGCACUAUCAUGUCCAAGUUCCUUCUAACACAUACGUUCUGCCAAUGGUCCCCUCUCAGAACGAGAACUCACUCCGUAGGAGAGCUGUCCAUCAUAUCCAAGAGUACUCACGACCUUCGCCACAGAAGAGGAAGCUCGCUGAUGCUGAGGUUGCUGAGGCUGACGACGAUGAAGCCGGAGAACAUCAGCGGCAUGCUCGACCGCAAUCGAGUCGUCCAACUACUCGACCAAAUGCUACACCUUUAUCCAGGGAAUCACACGCCAACGAUCCCAACCUCCUCGUCAGUCACCUCAUUGAGCACACCUCACUUAUCACAUCCUUGCUACAAGCCUAUCCUCACUCCACAGACAAGAAAGGUCUACAAAACGAUAUAUCGAUGAUGGUUCAGAUCCAGAAUCAGUAUAUGAGUGCUUGGAUGGAGGCUGAAUCACAGAGCUCGCGCAAGAGAACGAAGAAUAAUGGUGACGGUGCUGUCAGUCUGGCGACCCACCCACAGCCUACCAUCACUCCUGCGAUGAAGGCUCAGAAUGAGAAUGACCAUACAGUGCGUCAGGCUCUUUCUGCUGAUGCCGACAUGUGGCAAGAUGGUACAGGGCAUGGUGUUGCGGACGCGUUCGCGGUCGCACCUCAAUCGUUGCCGGUGGCGAGCACCUCUAAUGAAAGGAUAGCCGAUCCCACGAGUAUACUUCCGAGUGCAACGACGUCUCGUCAUCCCAUCCAGGGCAAAGCGGGCGCAGACAACGCUGUCGUCAAAACCCCACCACAGUCGAUCUCGGACCCGGGAGCAACGUCAACGAGGCACAAGGGUAUUCUCAUCACACCUAUUCGCCGCGGUGCACCCCAGACACUUGAACAGAUGUCGAAGGCGACCGAUGACAACCCAAGGGCUAUGACCUACAUGAGUCACCCGUUCACUCCUUCCAAAGUCCAGAGAACUCCCACCAAACUACCUCCCCGCUCUGCCAGUUCUCCAGUCACACCAACUACCAAGGAUGACGCUUCGUCUCAACACCGAAAUGGCGAGCCUUCUUCUUCCCGCAGCAAGCGCAGCGCCCCUAUACGACCUAUCCCCAGCUCCGAGCACGGCAAACUCCAGGUCCUGGGUACCAAGAACGCUUCAAGCAGCUUCCACAGUGAGAGCUCGAGCGACUUUGGUACCCGAAGGCCGGUGUUUCGUUUCGAACGACGCGUUGCUGUCGAUGGUGGAGAAGUAGAGACAGGAAAUGUCCCGGCACAGACUGUGGAGGAGUAA
Alternaria viburni is the source of this 1815-nucleotide messenger RNA. RefSeq lists its product as uncharacterized. The coding region runs from base 1 to 1815 and encodes 604 amino acids. NCBI's taxonomy places the organism in Eukaryota, Fungi, Ascomycota, Dothideomycetes, Pleosporales, Pleosporaceae. The transcript has 3 exons. The record is from RefSeq and is a predicted model, not a curated record.